This is a messenger RNA of Lytechinus pictus (painted urchin), 4022 nucleotides long. RefSeq names its product juvenile hormone acid O-methyltransferase-like. Gene Ontology annotation, molecular function: methyltransferase activity. NCBI's taxonomy places the organism in Eukaryota, Metazoa, Echinodermata, Echinoidea, Temnopleuroida, Toxopneustidae. Bases 1001 to 1828 code for a protein of 275 amino acids. The record is from RefSeq and is a predicted model, not a curated record. The transcript is spliced from 4 exons.
GAGCCUGCAGACUACUCUAGGACGGCGCUCGGUAUUUCAGAAUGGAGAACGGUUCAUAAGAACAAUAGUAAACUCGGUCUUCACAUGCUUGAUUAUUGUCUUAAGGUUCAAUAAAUGUACAUUAUGGAUUAAGUUGGAGCUAGUGGUAAAGUGAUGCUCAUGAUGAUGAGAAAGAAUGUGAUGAGGAGGGUAGUGAUUUUCCUCGCUUGCAGUUAUACGGAACUCGUAUGAAGCAUUGUGGGGGAACCCCCGGCGAGAUGCCGAUCAAAACAUCGCGUUCGUACGGCGAGAAACUUUUCCUUCAGCCAUUUUGGAACACUGGUUAUAUUUUGCUAGCUCCUGACUGGUAAAGAUCGUAGAAUAUUACAUUUUGGGUAGUUUUUACUAGAAAGAAGGUUUCUUGAGACUCUGAAGCAAUUAUUUCGGUGAAUCGUGUUUAAAGAACUUAAUUUUCAAGAUGUUUUGUAAGCGAGUAACAAUACACAUUUUCCUCCGAUAAAUCUCUUAGAUUUUCAAGUAUUUCUAUAAUUCAUCUAAGAUUUUUCUUUGGACAAAUAAAAUUUCAUAGUUUUAGCUCCAUAACCCCGAAGAUUUCAUGAAAAUGUGUCGUUUCUUUCUAGAGUUAUUCUAUUGCGAAUCCAGGUCUGUCAUUGCUCAUUACAUAUGCAGCGACAAAAGUCUCGUGCAUAUAUAUACGACUUGUAUAAAUACGUGCGAUUGUGCGGGCGCUGCGGCUUGACUGUGUAUGAGAGCAGUCCAUUGGAUUGGGGCAAGAACAGAGAAGGCUCGAUCAACCAUGCUUUUAGUUCAGCUAGGGUCAUGGGGUUAACACAAGAUCAACAUAACGUGCACAUUUUGCGGAAAAUAAAAGAGUACAAUGUAAGCAUUUAUGUCACGCGACCAACAUCUACCUAUGCCAUGUUUGCUUCUAGUCAUACUAGUAACAACCCCAUUGUCAUUGCAGCACUGAACAGUAAAUAUUUCAAAAAAGCGAGUAAAAAUGAACACUGAUACAAAAGAGUUGGCACAAGAUUACGAUGCCAUUAGCUCGGUUUAUUCCCAGAAUCGAUGUCGUGACGAAGCUUUGAAAUGGGUCGAUUUCGAUGAAAACGACGACGUGCUCGAUGUUGGAUGUGGUUCUGGCAGGUUGUGUAAAAUGCUGUCUCCUCGUGUAAACUCAGUUACCGGCUUAGAUAUCUCUCAUGGAAUGAUAGAAUUCGCUAGGACUGAAAACUCAGGGCCCAAUAUACGAUUCUUUCAAGAGGACGCGCAGACGUUUGGUUCUCAUCUUACCGACUGGCGGGAAAAGUUCAACAAAAUCCUGAGCAUGUGUAGUUUGCAUUGGUGCUCUGACAAGGAGAAUGUGUUGAAGAAUGUCUACCAAUGUCUAAAACCAGGGGGUAUAUUUGUUCUAAACUUCGUUACACAUGCGGAGCUCUUUUCGGAAUGGAGUUCCUACGGUGAGACAUGGGACUCAUGGAUUCGAAAACAUCCAAAAUGGUGUCAAUAUCUACAGAAUCGCGACUACGAGGUGUUUCCAACAAAAAGUACUGAGGGCUUUCUAGACCUUAUGAGAUCAGUGGGUUUCGUCAUUAGACAUUCAGAGGUGAAGCAAGACCCUUGGGUUGAAUGGAAGGAGAGUAACGUAAAAGAACAAAUACGUUGCGUGUUUUAUCCGACAAAGUACAUCCCUGUGGAACACCAAGCUGAAUUCAUCGAUGACGUGUACAAAUGGGCGUGUAACGUCACUCCCAAGAGGUCUGGUAAUGUUUACCAAGGUGAAGUAGGGAGAAUGGAACACAUCACCAUAAUGGCUACCAAAGAAUGACAUCCUCAAAGUUUGUCUCUACUAGUAGGUCCAUGGUUGACCUGAUCCACUUGAGCACAUCCCUCGAUUUGUGUAUCUUUUUAACACCUGUACACAGCUUUGACAUAUUCCUCCAUCUUGAUGAUGCGGUCUUAUCUUGGAAUAAGAUUAUGGGAAGGCAGGGUAAGUUGAGCCUAGGGUAAGUUGAGCCACCGCCCCCAUUCCAAUUAUGAAUGGGUCGGACAUGUUGAUGGUGCCAUAUAUUGAUGAUCCAUUGCAUAACCUCUAACCCCAUAGGCGGAUCCAGGGGGGCCCGGGCCCCCCUAUUGGCGGAGCAACAAAAAAAAGAGGGGGGGGGAAGAAAAAGAAGGGAAAAGUGAGGAGAAAAAAGAAAGGGAAACAUAGAAGGAGGAAGACAAGUAAAUAAAAUAAGAUGAGGGGAAGACUUGAAAAAUAAGUUUAAAAAAUAUAUCAUGUCACUAAACAGUAUAAAAUUUUCGCUCGCGCUUCGCGCUCGCAUUGACUUUUAGGUGAUUUAUAUAUCUAGCUCAAUACGGAGCUUAAAUAUCAAAUUUUGAAGUCAAUAUACAAAACAUAUUUCCGCUCGAAAAUCAAACUUUCAUUAUUUUGUUUGAUUUACAAAUUGAUUUUUGUUUAAGUGCUCUGUAAAAAUGUAUGUUUCAUCUUCUGAAUAUAACAUUUUCUGCUCGCGCUGCGUGCUUGCAAAAUUUGAUUGGUCAGGUACCUAUUAUUUUCCUGUAUUCCAUAAAGUUCUCAAAUAUCCCUAUUCAGGUCACAUUGUCAAAACGUAACAGCUAGCGCUGCACGCUCGCAUUUUGAUUGGUGAUUUGAUAUGUAUAUCUCAAUAUUAAUUCUAUAACAAACUACUUAAAAUUCACAUUUCAUGACAGUUUAUCAAACAUUUCGGCUCGCGAUUUGCGCUCGCAUUGAUUGUUGAAAAUAUGUAACUCAUGCAUCUUAUUCAUAAUUACAAAAGUGCUUUAAAUGUCCAGUUUUCAGGCCAUAAUAAAUUAACAGAUUUCUCGUUCUCAUUAGGCUUAUUAGAUUGAUAAAUUAGAUAUUAAUUUAAUAAUCAACUUGACCCUUUUUAAGAAUGAAAUAUCGACAAGUUUCAUCUCCCGCUUAGAAAGAGAAAUAGGAAGAUCAUUUUCAUAUGAUGACAUAAUGUUCUUAGAAUGUCCCUGUCCUAUGUCAAAACUCAAAGUAAUAAUAAUGAAACAUAUCAGAUCUUUUUAACUGUGAUUCAUAUCCACCUCACAAUUUUCCUACAAAGUGCUUGAAAUGCAAAGCUUAAGGACGUUCCACAGUUAAAAUGAAGUCCAUGUCAUUUUCACCAAAUUUUGCAAAGAGUUACUUUGGUAUCUAUGCAUUAUAAAAAUACAAAAAAUAAUAUAGGUUCAUGUGCUUAUUUUUUUUUCUACGGGUCUUCAAAGUCGCCGUAUUUGAAUGAUAUGCAAUCUUGCGCAAUCAAGAGAAUUAUGCCUCUCUUAGACCUCACGAAUUCACCAAAUGAGUUUAAAUCAUCUUUACUCAGUGGAUACCGCAUCGAACUUCAUCAAAUUUCCAAGAUAUAUAACAAAGUGUAUACCAAAGUAAGAGAAAGUCUUUUAAUUGGUAAAACUAUAUCUAUUUUGAGUCAGCAGCGUCCUCGAUUGGCAAGAAUGGUGCAAAAACUCGGAAAAAAACAAAUCUUCAAAGACGUGAAUCUACUCAAAAAUUAAAAAAGUAUUUUGUGAGCUGCACUUUUUUCAAAAUCCAUGUCAAUUUCGUCAAAGUCGGCUGAAUUUUAGAGGAAUGCAUAUCGAAAGUGUAGGGAAGUUAAAAAUAUGGGGUCCAUGUGCUCGUUUUUUAACUGUCAGUGUCCAAAAUGACGCAAGUUGGCAUGAAAAUUGCCCAAAAAUGCGCCCAAAACGUGCAAAAGUCUAAUAAUGCCGUCUAAAAUGCGAAUGGUCCCGUAGUUUUGCCCUCAAACAUUCAAAAUCCAUGACAUUUUCAUCAUACUCUCCAGAUUUGUAGAAGAAUAUAUUCUGAAGAUAUUAAAGUAUAAAAAAUAUGGGGUCCAAGUGCUUGUUUUUAAACUAUUGGUGUCCCAAGUGUAGCAAGUUGGCUUGAAAAUCGCCUAAAAAUCGCCGAAAAUAUGCAAAGGUCUCUUAAUACCCACUAAAAUGCAAAUGGUUCCAUAUUUCGCUCCAAA